Messenger RNA from Capronia coronata CBS 617.96, 813 nucleotides. RefSeq names its product eukaryotic phosphomannomutase. The record is from RefSeq and is a predicted model, not a curated record. Gene Ontology annotation, cellular component: cytosol. Gene Ontology annotation, biological process: mannose metabolic process; GDP-mannose biosynthetic process; protein N-linked glycosylation. Lineage: Eukaryota; Fungi; Ascomycota; Eurotiomycetes; Chaetothyriales; Herpotrichiellaceae. The coding region runs from base 1 to 813 and encodes 270 amino acids. The transcript is spliced from 3 exons. Gene Ontology annotation, molecular function: phosphomannomutase activity.
AUGGCCGAACUCUACCCCGAUCUCAAGGACCGUCCGAUCAAAGAAACUAUUGUCCUCUUCGAUGUGGACGGCACACUCACCCCGGCCAGACGGACCGUCUCAGCUGAGAUGCUGCAGAUGCUGUCGCGCCUGAGACAGAAAGUUGCAAUUGGCUAUGUCGGCGGCUCCGAUCUCGUCAAGCAACAGGAACAACUCGGCACGCCGUCCCUCCCCGUCCAGUCGCUCUUCGACUUCUGUUUCCCCGAGAACGGUCUGACCGCCUUCCGCCUGGGCCAGGCCCUGCCCGGCAACUCGUUCAUCCAAUGGCUUGGGGAAGAGAAGUACCAGAAACUGGUGCGGUUUUUGUUGAAGUACAUUGCCGGCAUCGAGGACAUCCCCAAGAUGCGCGGGACCUUCAUCGAGUUCCGAAAUGGCAUGAUCAACGUCAGCCCCGUCGGUCGUAACGCCAGUCAAGCCGAGCGAGACGAGUUCGAGGCUUGGGACAAGAAGUCCGGCUGCAGAGAGAAGCUGAUCAAGGCCAUUCAGGCCGAAUUCCCGCAUCUGGGACUCACAUAUUCCAUUGGCGGCCAGAUCUCGUUUGACGUCUUCCCGGAUGGCUGGGACAAGAGAUAUUGCUUGCAGCACAUUGAGGCCGAGGCCGACCCGUCCAAGAACCUCUCGGGCAUCCACUACAAGCACAUCCACUUUUUCGGCGACAAGGCCUUCCCCGGCGGCAACGACUGGGAGAUCUACAGUGAUCCACGAACCAUCGGUCAUGCCGUCACCUCGCCGGAAGACACCAUGAAGCAGGUCAAGGAGAUCUUUGGUGUCUGA